Molecule: messenger RNA, 3543 nt
Organism: Nycticebus coucang (slow loris)
Lineage: Eukaryota; Metazoa; Chordata; Mammalia; Primates; Lorisidae
Gene: ALDH18A1
Product: aldehyde dehydrogenase 18 family member A1
Exons: 18
Coding region: 318-2705 (795 amino acids)
Cellular component (GO): mitochondrion; cytoplasm
Molecular function (GO): glutamate 5-kinase activity; glutamate-5-semialdehyde dehydrogenase (NADP+) activity; ATP binding
Source: RefSeq, a predicted model, not a curated record
CCGCGCAGCUCCCGGCCGGCCCCUCGCCCCACGUCAGCAGCGCAGGCCCUGCCGCCGGGGUUGUCUCCUACACCGUUGACGUAACGUUACCGUGCGAGACGUGGACGGAAGAAAAAAGGAGCUGAGCGGGCGCCGGAAUCAGCGCAUCGUGGAGCGGCGGUGGCUGAGCCGGCGGCGACGGCAGCGGCAAGGCGGGUAUCCGCGAGCAGGCGGGGGAGGAGGACGCGCGCCCAGGCCGAAGCGGGGCCGCGGGUCGCCGGGGGAGGCGGCAGGGACCCGGCCCGAGCAGAUACUUUGAUUAGUGACCAUAUCUCAGCAUGUUGAAUCAAGUUUACCGAUGUGGGUUCCAGCCCUUCAACCACCGUCUUCUGCCCUGGGUCAAGUGCACAGCUAUCUCCAGAUCUCAUCGUGUCCAGCCUUCAGCCAUCAGACAUGUUCGUUCUUGGAGCAACAUCCCCUUUAUCACUGUGCCUCUCAGUCGUGCACAUGGCAAGUCCUUUGCCCACCGCAGUGAGCUGAAACAUGCCAAGAGAAUCGUGGUGAAACUCGGAAGUGCCGUAGUGACCCGAGGGGAUGAAUGUGGCCUGGCCCUGGGGCGCCUGGCAUCUAUUGUUGAGCAGGUAUCAGUGCUCCAGAAUCAGGGCCGAGAGAUGAUGCUGGUGACUAGUGGAGCUGUAGCCUUUGGCAAGCAACGCUUGCGCCAUGAGAUCCUUCUGUCUCAGAGCGUGCGGCAGGCCCUGCACUCAGGGCAGAAUCAGCUGAAAGAGAUGGCAAUUCCAGUCUUAGAGGCACGAGCCUGUGCAGCUGCCGGACAGAGUGGGCUGAUGGCCUUGUAUGAGGCCAUGUUUACCCAGUAUAGCAUCUGUGCUGCCCAGAUUUUGGUGACCAAUUUGGAUUUCCAUGACGAGCAGAAGCGCCGGAACCUCAAUGGAACGCUUCAUGAGCUCCUCCGAAUGAACAUCGUCCCCAUUAUUAAUACAAAUGAUGCUGUUGUCCCCCCAGCUGAACCCAACAGUGACCUCCAGGGGGUAAAUGUUAUUAGUGUUAAAGAUAAUGAUAGUCUGGCUGCCCGUCUGGCUGUGGAAAUGAAAACUGACCUCUUGAUUGUUCUUUCAGAUGUUGAAGGCCUCUUUGACAGCCCCCCAGGGUCAGAUGAUGCAAAACUCAUUGAUAUAUUUUAUCCUGGAGAUCAGCAAUCUGUGACAUUCGGAACCAAGUCUAGAGUGGGAAUGGGUGGUAUGGAAGCCAAGGUGAAAGCAGCCCUCUGGGCAUUGCAGGGUGGCACUUCUGUUGUUAUUGCCAAUGGCACCCACCCAAAGGUGUCUGGACACGUCAUCACAGACAUCGUGGAGGGAAAGAAAGUUGGUACCUUCUUUUCAGAAGUAAAGCCUGCAGGGCCUACAGUUGAGCAGCAAGGAGAAAUGGCUCGAUCUGGGGGGAGGAUGUUAGCCACUUUGGAACCUGAACAGAGAGCAGAAAUUAUCCAUCAUCUGGCUGAUCUGUUGACGGACCAACGUGAUGAGAUCCUGUUAGCCAACAAAAAAGACAUGGAGGAGGCAGAGGGGAGACUUGCAGCUCCUCUGCUAAAACGUUUAAGCCUCUCCACAUCCAAAUUGAACAGCCUGGCCAUCGGCCUGAGGCAGAUCGCAUCCUCCUCACAGGACAGCGUGGGACGUGUUUUGCGCCGGACUCGCAUUGCCAAAAACCUGGAACUAGAACAAGUGACAGUCCCGAUUGGAGUUCUGCUGGUGAUCUUUGAAUCUCGCCCUGACUGUCUGCCCCAGGUGGCAGCCUUGGCUAUUGCAAGUGGUAAUGGCUUAUUACUCAAAGGAGGGAAGGAAGCCGCACACAGCAAUCGGAUUCUUCACCUCCUGACGCAGGAGGCCCUCUCUAUGCAUGGAGUCAAGGAAGCUGUGCAGCUGGUGAAUACCAGGGAAGAAGUGGAAGAUCUUUGCCGCCUAGACAAAAUGAUAGAUCUUAUUAUUCCACGUGGCUCUUCCCAGCUAGUCAGAGACAUCCAGAAAGCUGCAAAGGGGAUUCCAGUGAUGGGGCACAGUGAAGGGAUCUGCCACAUGUAUGUGGAUUCAGAGGCCAGUGUUGAUAAGGCUACCAGGCUAGUCAGAGACUCUAAAUGUGAAUAUCCAGCUGCCUGUAAUGCUUUGGAGACUUUGUUAAUCCACCGGGAUCUGCUGAGAACACCAUUGUUUGACCAGAUCAUUGAUAUGCUGAGAGUGGAACAGGUAAAAAUUCAUGCAGGCCCCAAGUUUGCCUCCUAUCUGACCUUCAGCCCCUCUGAAGUGAAGUCCCUCCGAACUGAGUAUGGAGACCUGGAAUUGUGCAUUGAAGUGGUGGACAAUGUCCAGGAGGCCAUUGACCACAUCCACAAAUAUGGCAGCUCCCACACGGACGUCAUCGUCACAGAGAAUGAGAAAACAGCAGAGUUCUUCCUCCAUCACGUAGAUAGCGCCUGUGUGUUCUGGAAUGCCAGCACUCGUUUCUCUGAUGGCUACCGCUUCGGACUGGGAGCUGAAGUGGGAAUCAGUACCUCACGAAUCCACGCCCGGGGACCAGUAGGACUUGAGGGACUACUUACUACUAAGUGGCUGCUACGAGGCCAGGACCACGUAGUCUCAGAUUUCUCAGAGCAUGGAAGUCUAAAAUAUCUUCAUGAGAAUCUCCCUAUUCCUCAGAGAAACACCAACUGAAAAGAACCAAGAAAACCUGGGAAUGUUCCAGGAGGUCUUCAAAGUUAAACUUGUCUUGGAAGAAUCUCAGGGGAAAAGCCAGAUCUUGUCUCCCAGUUCCUGGAAGUGUCUGCCUGUUGGAAAGUGCACCCAGAUGCUUGUGGGCUCAAUUUGGCAACUUCAGUCUUGGCUAGUAUGUGUAUUCCAGCUCACCUUUUUUUAAGUAAAAAAAUAAUUGCUCCAGACAGGGACUUCACAUUGCCCAGUCCAAUUUUCUUCAAUGAUAGAAAGGUGCAGUUUCCGCUACAUAAAAGGCAAGGAAAAACCAUGGCUGCUUUUUGUCACCUCAGUGAGGUAAAAAAAGGCUCCCUUGGGAUUUUGUUGGCACUAGAUGCCAGCCACCCAUAAUAAGUCUUCUCACACUUCAUGUCAUUUCGUUUCAUUUUUUUCACACAUAGUCAUCUUCAGAAAGAAAAGAUUGGGAAUUUAGAAGAGGGGCAGCUCUUUUUAGCAUUCUCAUCAGAAACAGUCACCACAAUAGACUGAAUCAUUUCUGCUGGGACCAUUUGUAUUUAUUUGUGGGGUAAAUAAAUAAUCAUCCCAGUCACUUGCAGCUUCUCCCAGGCGGGAGGUGCUGCGUCCCUGUAAUGCAGUUGGAACCUGAGCUGCAGACAGGAGGUACGAGUCUCAGGAUGUUCCCCCCUGAGCAGGAGGAAUAUCUACAGCAAUCAUGCUUGAAAUUUUUAUAUGAAUUAUUUUGUCAUCCUAUCCUUUUCUUCAAAAACAAAAAUAAGAGGAUUAUUUUAAUACUUUAGAUUCUUCCCCCCCCCCUUUUGAAAAAUAAAGUUCUUACGAAAAG